Molecule: messenger RNA, 963 nt
Organism: Colletotrichum phormii
Lineage: Eukaryota; Fungi; Ascomycota; Sordariomycetes; Glomerellales; Glomerellaceae
Exons: 2
Coding region: 1-963 (320 amino acids)
Molecular function (GO): protein binding
Source: RefSeq, a predicted model, not a curated record
AUGGAUCGUAUCAGACGGCUGCUUGUCCGCCAUAGCCACCGCUUCAAACAAUCUCCCGUAAAAACAACAAAGUCGUCCUCUCCAGACAACGCUCCGCCAAUCCUCACACUCCCAAACGAGAUCCUCUACCAAAUCCUCGCCUCCCUCGCACUACACGACGAAUUCGUCCUCUCCCACACCUGCAGAGGUCUCCGGUCCCUCACACAAAGAGACUGGACCCUCGCUGUCAUCUCCCUCCCUCGCAACGCAAAGCUCGCCUUCUGGACGGGUCUCGCGUACACCAAGCCAAACCACUGGGUCUGCGGUUCCUGCUGCAAACUCCACAGGCUCGCGCUAAAGUUGACCCGUAUGGGAGGGAAAAGGAAUAAGAACCAGCAACGACUCCUCGAGAAGAUCAUGGCGCCGUUCACAUCGCGAGUGCCCCAACCUAGGGGUAUCCACCUCACGUCCACCUCGAGCGGGUGCGCCGUUACGCCCAAGACUGUCGGCGGCAGGUUCCUGGUACACGUGGAGCAUGAUUUCCGCCAUAGCCGCGAGAUCGCCUUGGUUCGGUCGGGGUUCUUCAGGCGCGUUUGCCCGCACUUGAUGGUUAUGUUGGAGGAUCCCAGACAACACUUUGUGUUCCACGACAACGACGUCAAUGUCAACGAUGGGAGUCGGAGCCAGACCAGAGAUGUUAGAGUGUAUUUCGGGACCAUGUACGUCCCGGGCGGCUGCCUCGUGGCGGUCGACGGGCAUGGGUACGAGACGAUCGGCCACUGCGAGCGUUGCGUAAUGGACUACACGAUUCUUGCUUCAUUUGGGGUUGUGACGGUUCACUCGUGGCACGAUCUUGGGGCGUAUGGGUCGCCUGAGAGUGAGGAGUGGAUGGUGCAUGUUAUGAUGAGUGGAAAUACCUAUUCAAGGGGUCCUACGGUGUACCAUGAGCUUGGGAGUGUGCGGAAGAUGUAUUUGGAGGGCUGA